AUGGGAAAGCACAGUACUCAUAAUCAAGUUCUGGGUUCUCUACUUGUGACGAUCUGCAUCAUUUUGCUAUCUUCUUCUUCAUGUGCAGUGAGAAAAACCCUAGCUGCUGCUGAUUCUCCGGCCGAGGGACCGGCGGAGAGGAAGAGAUCUUGGAAAGGCCACGAGCUACCGCCGGAACCCUACAAGGGAUACUACGAUUGGCUGGGCAAGUGCGGCGAGAAGCUGACGGACAAGUGUGGUCAACAGGUGGUGGAUUUCUUGUUCUAUAAGAGGACGCUUGUGAGCUAUGUUUGCUGUGACAAGCUUGUAAAGAUGGGGAAGAAGUGUCACAGAGAGCUGGCUAAGACGCUGGCUCGAUCCCAGGACUUUAAGAAUCAUAAGGCUCAGAUCCUGAGGAGGAGCAAGAAAGCCUGGGAACAGUGUUCUUUCAUUGAGAAGUGCGUCGCCAAGGUGGAAGAAUAG
Prosopis cineraria is the source of this 462-nucleotide messenger RNA. RefSeq names its product protein DOWN-REGULATED IN DIF1 11-like. The coding region runs from base 1 to 462 and encodes 153 amino acids. The transcript has a single exon. The record is from RefSeq and is a predicted model, not a curated record. Lineage: Eukaryota; Viridiplantae; Streptophyta; Magnoliopsida; Fabales; Fabaceae.